Messenger RNA from Bactrocera latifrons, 584 nucleotides. RefSeq lists its product as uncharacterized. The transcript has 2 exons. Lineage: Eukaryota; Metazoa; Arthropoda; Insecta; Diptera; Tephritidae. The record is from RefSeq and is a predicted model, not a curated record. Bases 73 to 534 code for a protein of 153 amino acids.
UAAAGUCAAUGAAAAAAAAUAUACACAGUAAUAAUAUUUUCGGUGUUUGCCCAGCAUCUCGGUUUUAUUGCAAUGUGCACAAUGUGCUGUAUAAACGCACGGCCUGAAAUUUAUUUUCAAACAGUUCAUAACAAAUUGUCAAUCAAUCUAAGCAAGAUGUUUAAAAUUACGGACUCGCCGCUUACAUUUUUGGGGAUAUUCAGCCUCGCAUUAGCUGUAUUUGGGGUUCAAAGCAAAACAAUAUCCGCGGUUCGACCAUUCGCAGAUUUAGUCGAAAAUUCAGAAGUAAAUGACGCGCCGACCCGUGCACGACGCAGUUAUUUUUGGGUGGAAGAUGGCUCGGAUAAAGUCACUAUUGUGGAAAAUAAACAUUUACGGCGCACCUUAGAAGAGUAUCGCCGCAACGUGCAUGGUGAAGAGAAGCAACGUGACGAGAGAUAUCGGUCACAAUACGAGGAGCGUCGUCAAGAGUACGGUGAGGAUGAAGAGGUGCAAGAACAUACGCCUUUGUUUGUGCCAAACCUUUUUGGUUGAAUAAAUGCAAUAACAAUUUUAUAUAUUGUCAUAGAUAUAACUAUUUCACU